This is a messenger RNA of Leguminivora glycinivorella, 2071 nucleotides long. RefSeq names its product pyridoxal phosphate phosphatase PHOSPHO2-like. Gene Ontology annotation, molecular function: phosphatase activity. The record is from RefSeq and is a predicted model, not a curated record. Lineage: Eukaryota; Metazoa; Arthropoda; Insecta; Lepidoptera; Tortricidae. Bases 48 to 965 code for a protein of 305 amino acids. The transcript has 4 exons.
AUCAUCACGAAUUUCGCGAUGUUUUCACAAUGUUUCGCUGAAAAUAUAUGAAAAACCAUACGAAAUUAUGGAGUUUGCGAUAUGUGCUACAAGUCUGUUAUAAUUCCUUAGCUGAAUCUCCUAAAAAAUUCCAAGUUCUGGCCGAACCAAGGAAAAUUUGCAAAGAGCCAUGGCGAAAAACGCUGCGCGCGCCUUAUAGGCUUUAUAUAAGCUCUGUCCCGGAGCCCUGCCGUAGUUUUCACGCGACCACCGGGUUGUGUGCACGUUCCAAAAUGGCGUCCCUCGCAGUGUUUGAUUUCGACCGUACUAUAGUCGACAACGACUCAGAUGCGGUGGUGAUAGACAAAUUGAGAGAAAAACAGCCUCCGCCGGAAUUUGAAGCUGAGAACUGCGAUUGGACGCCGUACAUGAGCGAUGUAUUCCAACACGCAUACUCCGCCGGUCUUCGGGAGUCCGACGUCCUCAGUGCCAUAGCCUCUAUGAAACCUACCCCCGGCUGCAUACACAUGAUGAAAACUCUACAUAAAGCUGGGUGGCAUAUAGUGUUGCUCACUGACGCUAACACAGUAUUUGUGAACCAUUGGUUAUCUACACAUCAGUUAGAGGACUGCGUAACAGCUGUGAUCACCAACCGCGCCUUCUGGGACCAAGGCCGGUUAUACAUCGAGCCUUGCAUGCGCCAGACCGCGUGCUCCAGAUGUCCCACCAACCUGUGCAAGAGUCUUGCACUGGCGCAGUGGUGCGCAAGACAUCAGUACGCGAAUAUAUGUUAUGCUGGAGAUGGAAGAAAUGACUAUUGUCCAGCUACCAACUUACCUGCUCAUGCAACGGUCUUCCCCCGCCGUGGUUACCCCCUAGACGACCUAAUAAAGAAGACCCUCGCCUCCCCCACCCCCCACGUGGUAGCCAAGGUGGUACCGUGGGACUCAUGUGAUACUAUCUUGGCUGAACUCAUCCAGAGUUAGGCUAGCUUAGGUUAUUGAGUCGCAUAGCGUCACUACUUUUAAAAAAUCUCGUAUCUCACGCUGUUCCUCAAAGUUAAAACGCAGUAAGUCUAUAUGCAUUCCAUACAUACUUACUACAAUUUUCUUUUCAUUGACAGGCGAAGAUACAAGUUUUUUUAAAAGUAGUGACGAUAGGCAAUAUUGUCCACUUACGCGGGGCAUGCUUUUCUCAAAAUAUUGUAUUCAAUUAUAAGUAUACGAAAAUAAUAUACACGACGCUUUUUAGAUCUGCUUAUUUAAAUUUAGAAAUUAAAUCAUUUUUAUGUGACGCAAUACUAUAAGUAGAUCAAUGUUGCAAGAUAAAAUAAAAAAAUUACGUUGAAGUCUGUCAAACAACUCGCGUCACUAGAAAAACGCAGCAUCUUUAAAAAAUAUAGCCUCGAAGCUUUAUCUUCCCAUGAAAAAUUUCAUUUCGCGCCAUUUUCUGGUGACAAUCUUUUUUGACCGUCUACAAUUUGAAAACUAUAGUCUGUCAAGCUAUUUACGUCACUAGAAAAGGGCCGCAAAUAAAAAAAAAAUUAUGUUCGAAUAUUAUUGCUCCAUUAAAAAAUUGUUUGAAUUUUUUUCUAGUGAGAAACUUGUCUGACCGAUUAUAAUUCAAUAUCGAAAUAAACAAUAAUAGGGAUGACGACCACAUAAAAAAAUGGCAUUCUGUUUAGUCCGUCAGUUAGAUCGUCCAAAAAUAUGAAACACGUGUUUUUCACUUUUUCUAAUUAAUAAAAAAGUACAAAGAUAUAGAGCAUCAAAGUUCCGGAGUGGGGGCUUGUGACGUCACUUCUAACUAAAAAUUGUACCUAGGCGUGACGUCACGCGAAACUUCAACGUACUGUACCGUCGUGAUUUUUCGUUUAUGAGAAAAAAGAAAAAAAAAAUGUGUCCAAAAUUCUUUGAUAAUCUAACUGACGGACUAAUUAGUUUUUUUUAGCUGUCUCGCCUAUUUUAUUUAUAUUUUAAUUAAGUAUUAUUUAAUUUAUACGUCCAUCUAGAAUAAUAACGAAAAUAAUUUAUUUUGUUAAAAACACAUUCAUCUUAUGAGCAGUUGUGAUUAAAUGUUAUCUACCUCGUUC